UCAGUUUUAUAGAUUCAAAAAGAGCACAAAUAUGAACACGCCUAUUUUUAUUUUGACAGUGACAUUUGACGUUUCUCCUUAUCAGAAAGUGAAGUUGCGCUACAGGCUACAACUAUUUUUAUUCUCAACCAAAAAUCAAGUGGUUUUGUUUUUAUUUUUAUUAUUAUUUUUAUUUUUACUCAAAUGGCACAAAUUAAAUCACUUCCCUUGCAUUUGGAAAAUCUUCGAAAAAUCUUCAUCAAAUCUGUGGAAUCUGUUCGCCCAGCAAAUCUCUUCGAUCGCACUAAAUAUGCUCUCCAACCGAAGCUAGAUGAAAACAAACGAGUUGUUAUCAAAAUCCAAGGCAAAACAUUCGAUAUAAGCCGCAAGCGAUGUCAUGUCGUUGGCUUUGGCAAAGCAGUCUUAGGAAUGGCUGUUCAGUUGGAAAAAUCUUUAGAAAAACGUUUGGUAUCAGGAGUGUUGAGCAUUCCUCUUGGAACAUUAAAACAAUUCAAAGAUGACAGCAGUAUGCAACUAUCUGCUGAUACUAAAAUCGAGAUAUUUGAAGGAGCACCAAAUAAUCAGCCAGAUCAAGUUGCUCUGGAAGCUGCUAAGAAUAUUAAAGAGCUAGCUGAGCGUAUGGGUGAGAAUGACAUUCUCUUUGUUCUGAUUUCUGGAGGUGGGUCGGCCCUCCUUCCCAUGCCAAAGAUUCCAAUUCAGUUAGAACAAAAGCAAAAUCUGAUAAAAAGAAUUUCCCUUCAAGGUGCUUCGAUUGACGAAAUGAAUAUCGUCCGAAUAGCACUCUCGGAUGUGAAAGGAGGACGAUUGGCUGUGGCUGCCAAAAAAGCAUUUGCUGUGAUAUCGUUUGUGAUAAGCGACAUUGUCAAUGAUCCCGUGGACUUGAUUGCCUCUGGUCCAACUAGUCCCAUUCGCUCUAGAAAACUGAGAGCUCAUGAUAUCCUUAAAAAAUACCAUCUUUGGCAAGAUUUAACCCAGGAAGUGCAGAAUAUGAUUCAAAAUGAUGAUAUUCCAGAGACUCCUGGGUUAAACAACACAAUUUACAUUGUUGGGGACAAUAAAGUAGCCACAGAAACGAGUGUCAGCGAAAGUGUUGUACUCGGCUAUAAUCCCUUUAUCCUUAGCACAUCGAUUCAAGGAACAAUUGAUGAUGUUCUAAAGUCUUACAAAAUUCUUUUGGAAUCCCUGAAACGAUAUCAAAACGAGGAAAUCACAGAAGAUGAUUUUCUCGAAGUCUUCCCAUUCGAUUGUAGAAUAUUCAAACAUUUCAUCAAAACAGUUCAGAUGAGUAAAAAAGCAGGGAAGCCUCUGUUGUUGAUUCUUGCCGGUGAACCAACUGUUCAUGUGAUUGGAUCUGGUGUAGGAGGUAGAAAUCAAGAGCUAGCCAUGCGUAUGUCAUUGGAAUUAUUCACAAAUCCAUUGCUUCGUGAUGUAUGCUUUCUUAGUGCAGGAACUGAUGGCAUUGAUGGACCAUGUUCGGCAGCUGGAGCAAUAGGUUGCAGUUUGGUAGUUGAGGAAUUUCUUAAGACUGCAAAAAUGGAGGAAUUGAAUAAAUUCUUGGAAGAAAAUGAUUCUUAUAAUUUUUAUAAAAAUCUCUGUGAUGGGUGCUUUCAUGUAGUGACUGGACAUACGGGAACGAAUGUAAUGGAUUUGCACUUUAUUUUAGUUUCGUAGUUGUACAAAAAUUAUAAAUAAAAUUAUUUUAACU
Messenger RNA from Episyrphus balteatus (marmalade hoverfly), 1705 nucleotides. RefSeq names its product glycerate kinase. Gene Ontology annotation, molecular function: glycerate kinase activity. Gene Ontology annotation, cellular component: cytoplasm. Gene Ontology annotation, biological process: protein phosphorylation. The record is from RefSeq and is a predicted model, not a curated record. NCBI's taxonomy places the organism in Eukaryota, Metazoa, Arthropoda, Insecta, Diptera, Syrphidae. The transcript has a single exon. The coding region runs from base 184 to 1671 and encodes 495 amino acids.